CCACGGGCGACGCCGGCGGCCCCCCGCGCCCCGGCCACGCUGCGCGGCCACGUCGCCUUCCGCCGCGUCUCCUUCGCCUUCCCGGCGCGCCCCGAGCGCCCGGUGCUGCAGGAUGUGUCCUUUGAGCUGCGCCCCGGCGAGGUGACGGCGCUGGCCGGGCUCAAUGGCAGCGGGAAGAGCACGUGCGCGGCGCUGCUGGCGCGGCUCUAUGAGCCGGAUGCGGGGGAGGUGCUGCUGGACGGGGCGCCGCUCCGCGAGUACCAGCACGGCUACCUGCACCGCCAGGUGGUGCUGGUGCCACAGGAGCCCGUGCUGUUCUCCGGCACCGUGCGCGACAACAUCACCUUCGGGCUGGAGGGAUGCGGGGACAAGGAGGUGACGGCGGCCGCCGCCACCGCCGGUGCCCUCGGCUUCAUCUCGGCGCUGGAGCGCGGCUUCGACACCGACCUGGGGGACCAAGGGGUGCAGCUUUCGGCGGGCGAGAAGCAGCGCGUCUCCAUCGCCCGGGCGCUCCUUCGCCGCCCCGCCGUCCUCAUCCUCGACGAGCCCACCAGCGCCCUGGCCGGCGACGGCGCGGCAGCGCUGCGGCGCUGGGUGCGGGAAUGCGGAGCCCCCACGGUGCUGCUCAUCACCCACUGCCCGCGGAUGCUGGAGGCGGCCGACCGCGUCGUGGUGCUGCGGCGCGGCGCCGUGGCGGAGGAGGGGACGCCGGACGAGCUGCGGCGGCGCCGCGGGAUCUACAGCCGACUGCUGCGGCGCCGGCGCGGCGCGGCCACCGCGGGCGAGGGGCUGUGAUUAAUAAAGCUGAAUGGGUGCGGGGAAA
Molecule: messenger RNA, 823 nt
Organism: Columba livia (rock pigeon)
Lineage: Eukaryota; Metazoa; Chordata; Aves; Columbiformes; Columbidae
Product: antigen peptide transporter 2-like
Exons: 5
Biological process (GO): transmembrane transport
Cellular component (GO): membrane
Molecular function (GO): ABC-type peptide transporter activity; ATP hydrolysis activity; ATP binding
Source: RefSeq, a predicted model, not a curated record